GCUCGCAAUCCCCUGUGGCUUCACGUCCGGAUCUCGAUGACAAGGCUGACUGUGACUGCGAUGACGAUGGUGAUGAUGACGAUGAUGGCCAUGCCGUUACGGGUGCUAGCGGCGGUCGGAGCAGAUGGGAGCUUGACAACGGAGAGAGGGAGGGAGUCCGGUUCCCGCGUCGUUUUUACCGCUACUAACCCCGCAUACGCUGCAUAUGGUACCCGAGAGUGUUUCAUAUGGGUCCGGGAUGUCGUAUUUACCUCCGAGAGGGGCGUGUUCUUCUACGUGCACCACGAUAGCUGCUGGAAUACCACUUCAGGUGCGUAUGUCCGAGGAGGUCGGUCUCUGCGCAAGGGCGAUUUGCGCGGCAUUGCUAGCUCUGGAGACGCGCAAGGCAACUCCUCCGUGGUGACUCUGCAAUGGUCACAGGCAAGUCUGAACGCCACUGCGGCUAUUGCUGCCGACAGCCUGGGGAAGGGAUCAUAUGCUGAUUUCUGGGGUUUCGAUCUAUCGCGGAGCGAGGGGCAUCUGGUGGCGCCCGUGAUUUGGGGUCUGGCGUUCGUGAACACGAUGGAUGGUUCCAGGACUACUUUUCCGAUCGCCGACUUUGGAUGCACGUUCGGUGCAUUCAAUCCUAACCGCACGAUUCUGUACGUGGGAAAUCGUGGCUGCCUUGUGUACUCCGUCAUGGAUGGCGAGUCGCCGGAAAGCUUUGUCGACAAUUUCAAGCCACUAGCAUGCCCUACAGACACCAAGCUCUCAUCCCUCUCCUUCGGUCAUCGGAGCUUUCUCCAAGAUGGGAGCUACCUAUACGCUAGGGACGACUCUAACGCAAAAAUUUUAGGUUUUAACCUACUUAGUGGAAUCAUUGACCGCGGAACUGGGACCGAGAUAGGGUACGUUAAUAGAUUCAGAGCCAUACCGAGCGACCACCUUGAUAUAUAUAACUUGAGGGAGCUCGUGGUGACCCAAGAUGGGUGCAAUCUGUUCUUCGUCGAAGAUGGGGGGACGGAGAUCAUGCGGGUGGGUUUCACCAAACCGAGAGGAGAGGUGACUUCGGUGGAGAGAGUGGCAAGUUGCAUAGUUCCGGGAGGAUGCGUCAUCGGGACGCUCGCUUUGGACAACGACGACAGUCAUUUGUACGUGUCGAUCCACACCGGGCGGCUGUUCGAAUUGCAAAUCAACAAGUCAGGACUGCACCGAUGCAUCGGUGCGCUCUCAGCACCGGCAGCCUAUGCGUCUUCAUCGCCAAUGUCAUCAUCAGAAGCUUCUCCAUCGCCAUCUUCGUCAGAUCCAUCAACGGGAGUCACUCCAUCGCCAUCAUCAUCAGAACCGUCGACAGAAUCUUCACCAUCGCCAUCUUCGUCAGAACCAUCAACUGAUGGAUCUCAGGAGAUACAUCCAUCUCCAGCAAUGGGUUCGUCGUCUUCGCCGCUACACAAUUAUGGCAAUAAUACACGUGUCGGUCCUAGGUCGUCUGACGCGCUGUCAACGUCUCCACCACCUGUGACUGUCCAAACGCCACCGAGGAGAGGUGUUAGCAUCAGCGUGAUGGCUGGCGUGGUUGUGGCAGUUUGUCUGAUAUCCUUGACUCUGGGUGGCACUGCGGUCCUCCUCUAUUCUCGUACCAGAGAAUCGGCGAGGGCUGCAUCUGGGGAUAUGAGUGCCCGGGCUUAUGCUCUCGACCGACCGGUAGCGAAGUCGUCAUCUCUUGAGCUCCCGGUAGCACAGUCUUCUGCUCUCGAACGCCCGAUGUAAGUCUCCAGCUCUGUUCGUCUUCUUUAUUUUUUGAAGUAUUUAUUUUUGGGUGCAAUCUCCGAGUUUU
Chara braunii is the source of this 1816-nucleotide messenger RNA. The record is from the annotation of a GenBank genome assembly. Lineage: Eukaryota; Viridiplantae; Streptophyta; Charophyceae; Charales; Characeae.